UACAGAUGUUGUCUAUACGUGAAUGGCUGGAUUAACCUGUUUGCUGUUGGGGCCCUAUUAAAGGGACUACUUUCAGGAUUGCUUGUUACAGCGACAACUGUUUGAGGAUGUGGCUCUUGUGGGUCCUGCUGCUGUCGCUGCUCUCUGCAGUAUCCGGGGGUGCUGACUCCAAGGCUGUCACCACCACCCUCACUACCAAAUGGGCAGAUACCCCUCUGCUGCUGGAGGCCAGUGAGUUCCUGGCAGAGGAGAGCCAGGAGAAGUUCUGGGACUUUGUGGAAGCCAACCAGAACAUCGAAGGAGAGCAUGAUGACACAGAUCAGGCCUACUAUGACCUGAUAGUGAAGAAAGCCGAUGCAUUGCUCAGCUCCGUCCAGGUGAACAUGCUGAAGUUCGCCCUCUCCCUGAGAGCCUACUCUGCAACAGUACACUCCCUCCAACAGAUAGCGUCCAAUGAGCCUCCUCCCUCUGGUUGCUCAGCAUUUUUCAGCGUCCACGGAGAAAAGACGUGUGAUGAAGAAGGUUUAGCAGCGUUGCUGAAAACAGCACCUGAGAGGCCGAAGCCAUACCUUUUCAAAGGCGAUCACAAAUACCCAGGAUCAAAUCCAGAUGCUCCUGUCGUCAUCCUAUACGCCGAGGUUGGGAAACCAGAUUUCCAGAGGCUUCACCAAAUCAUAUCAUCCAAAGUCCACGAAGGCCUGGCGACUUACGUGCUCCGCCAUUACGUGGCUAAUCCAAGUGGAAAGAAAGUCUAUCUGUCGGGUUACGGAGUGGAGCUGGCCAUCAAAAGCCAGGAAUACAAGGCAAAGGACGACACACAAGUCCAAGGGGCGGAGGUGAACGCUACAGUGAUCGGAGAGAAUGAUCCAGUGGACGAGGUCCAGGGAUUCCUUUUUGGCAAACUGAAGACCCUCUACCCAGAGCUGAAAGAGCAGUUGAAGGAGUUGAGGAAACAUUUGGUGGAAAGCACCAAUGAAAUGUCACCUCUGAAAGUCUGGCAAAUGCAAGAUCUGAGUUUCCAGACAGCAGCUCGCAUUCUUGCCGCUCCCGCUGUUGAAGCCCUCACCGUUAUGAAAGACCUCAGUCAGAACUUCCCCACCAAAGCCAGGUCAAUCACCAAAACAGUGGUCAACUCUGAGAUCCGCAAAGAGAUCGGCGAGAACCAAAAGUUUUUCAAAGGGACUCUGGGCCUGCAGCCCGGCGAUUCAGCCCUGUUCAUCAACGGGCUGCAUAUAGAUCUGGACACACAAGACAUCUUCAGUGUGUUUGAGGUGCUGCGCAGUGAGGCGAGGGUGAUGGAGGGUCUGCGCUCGCUGCACAUCGACACGCCCUACAUCCACGACAUCCUGAAGCUCAACGUCCAGCCCUCCGACUCUGACUACGCUGUCGACAUCCGCAACCCCGCCAUCAGCUGGAUUAACAACUUGGAGACGGACCACAGGUACAGCUCGUGGCCUUACAACGUGCAGGAGCUGCUCAGACCGACCUUCCCCGGAGUCAUCCGGCAGAUCCGCAAGAACUUCCACAAUCUGGUGAUAAUUCUGGACCCAAUUCAGGAGAACGCUGCGGAGCUGCUGAGUGUUGCAGAGAUGUUUUACGCUAAUAACAUCCCACUCAGGAUAGGGCUGGUGUUCGUGGUGUCGGAUGAAGAUGACAUAGACGGGAUGCAGGAUGCGGGCGUGGCGCUGGUCCGAGCCUACAACUACAUCAGCGACGAGGUGGACAGUCAGAGCGCAUUUGAGGCUGUCAUCUCGAUGUUCAACCGGGUGGCUAUCGCGGGAAAGUUGAGUGUUGGGGACGUGGUGAAAGUGCUGGAGAAGAGGUUCCCUUAUGUGGAGGUCAGCAGCGUCCUGGGAGCCGACUCCAACUACGACAGCAACAGGAAGGAAGGGCGGGGGUACUAUCAGCAGACGGGCGUGGGCCCGCUGCCUGUGGUCAUGUACAACGGCAUUCCUUACCAGCGUGAACAGCUGGACCCGGACGAGCUGGAGACGGUCACCAUGCAGAAGAUCCUGGAGACAACCUCCUUGUUCCAGAGAGCCGUUUACCUGGGGGAGCUGGCAACAGAUCACGACGUCGUGGACUACAUCAUGAACCAGCCCAACGUUGUUCCUCGCAUCAACCCCAGAGUGCUGUCCACCAGCAGAACAUACCUGGAUCUGUCUGAUACCAACAACUUCUUUGUAGACGAUUACGCUCGCUUCUCAACGCUCGACACCAAAGAGAAGAGCACCGCCGUGGCCAACAGCCUGAACUACAUGACUAAGAAAGGGAUGACCACCACCAACAGGCAUGAUGACGGCUACAUCCGUCCUGUGACCUUCUGGGUGGUCGGAGACUUUGACGAGCCCUCGGGACGUCAGCUGCUUUAUGAUGCCAUCAGACACAUGAAAACCAGCAACAACGUCCGACUGGGGAUGAUCAACAACCCAUCGGCCGCUCCGUCCACCGAGUCGAGCCGCGUGGCCAGAGCAGUCUGGGCCGCCAUGCAGACGCAAUCUGCCAACAACGCCAAGAACUUCAUCACCAAGUUGGCUAAAGAAGAGACCGCCGCGGCCCUGGGGAAGGGAGCCGACAUCGGGGAGUUCGCUGUCGGGGGUAUGGAUGUGUCAUUGUUCAAGGAUGCAUACGAUGGUCCCAAUUUUGACUUCCUGCUCUCCCACGCUGCCUACUGCCGAGACGUGCUCAAACUGAAGAAAGGACAGAAAGCCGUUAUCAGCAACGGAAGAAUCAUAGGUCCGCUGGAGGAAGAGGAGGUAUUUAACCAGGAUGACUUCCUGCUUUUGGAGAGCAUCAUCCUGAAAACAUCUGGAGAGCGAAUCAAAAGCAAAGUCCAACAGUUUGGGAUCGAAGAGGACAGGGCCAGCGACCUCGUGAUGAAGGUGGAUGCUCAGCUCUCCUCUCAGCCCAAAGGAGAGGCCCGGGUAGAAUAUGACUUUGCGGAUGACCGCUACAGUGCUGUGAAGAUUCGCCCGAAGGAAGGAGACGUGUACUUUGAUGUUGUUGCCGUGGUGGAUCCUGUAACCAGGGACGCACAGAAACUAGCUCCUCUACUGUUGGUUUUGAAGCAGCUGGUAAACGUCAACUUACGGGUCUUCAUGAACUGCCAAUCCAAACUGUCAGAAAUGCCUCUCAAGAGUUUUUACCGUCAUGUGUUGGAGCCGGAGGUGGCGUUUCAGGCCGACGGCAGUUUCUCUCCCGGCCCCCUGGCCAAGUUCCUGGACAUGCCUCAGUCUCCUCUCUUCACCCUGAACAUCAACACUCCCGAGAGCUGGAUGGUGGAGUCGGUGCAAACCCGGUACGACCUGGACAACAUCUACCUGGAGGAGGUGGAGAAUAUGGUAGCAGCAGAGUACGAGUUGGAGCACCUUUUGUUGGAAGGUCAUUGCUUUGACGUCAGUUCAGGUCAGCCGCCGCGAGGCCUCCAGUUCACCUUGGGAACCGCCUCCGAGCCCGUCAUCAUGGAUACUAUCGUCAUGGCGAACCUGGGUUACUUUCAGCUGAAGGCGAACCCCGGCGCCUGGAUCCUGAAGAUGAGGAAAGGACGCUCUGAUGACAUCUACAAGAUUUACAGCCAUGACGGCACCGACUCUCCAGCAGAGUCUGAUGACAUUAUAGUCGUGCUGAACAACUUCAAGAGCAGGAUCAUUAAAGUCAAGGUCCAGAAGAAACCAGACAAGUUCAACGAGGAGCUGCUGAGUGACGUGACCGAGGAAAAUGACACUGGCUUCUGGAAAUCUCUGACCAGAGGGUUCACAGGUGGAGGAAAGACAGAGGAGUUAAAGCAGGAGAAGGACGACGUGAUCAACAUCUUCUCUCUGGCCUCGGGGCAUCUGUACGAGCGGUUCCUCAGGAUUAUGAUGCUGUCAGUUUUGAAAAACACCAAAACGCCCGUCAAGUUCUGGUUCCUCAAGAACUACCUGUCCCCGACGUUCAAGGAGUUCAUCCCCCACAUGGCAAAGCAGUAUGGUUUCCAGUACGAGCUGGUCCAGUACAAGUGGCCUCGCUGGUUACACCAACAGACCGAGAAGCAGAGGAUCAUCUGGGGCUACAAGAUCCUGUUCCUGGACGUGCUGUUUCCUCUCGCCGUCGACAAGAUCCUGUUUGUGGACGCUGACCAGAUUGUGCGGACAGACCUGAAGGAGCUGCGUGACUUCGACCUGGAGGGAGCGCCGUACGGUUACACGCCGUUCUGCGAGAGCCGGAGGGACAUGGAUGGCUACCGCUUCUGGAAGUCGGGCUACUGGGCGAGCCACCUCGCCGGGCGCAAAUACCACAUCAGUGCCCUGUAUGUGGUCGACCUGAAGAAGUUCAGGAAAAUAGCUGCAGGAGAUCGGCUCCGGGGACAGUACCAGGGGCUCAGCCAGGACCCCAACAGCCUUUCAAACCUCGACCAGGAUCUGCCAAACAACAUGAUCCACCAGGUGCCCAUCAAGUCUCUCCCUCAGGAGUGGUUGUGGUGUGAAACCUGGUGUGACGACAGCGGCAAGAGGAGUGCCAAGACCAUAGACCUGUGUAACAACCCCAUGACCAAGGAGCCCAAGCUGCAUGCUGCGGUGAGGAUCGUGGCCGAGUGGACCGAUUAUGACCAGGAGAUUAAACGUCUGCAGACCAGAGUCCAGGAGGGAAUAAAGCACACUAAAAAACAGCAAAAAACACAGCAAGAAACAGAAAGCACAGACACUCACACAGAGUUGUGAGGAUCCUGCAGUGGCUGUGAUGAGGCGGUGAACUGGACUCUGUUUAAAGAGGCUCCUCUCCUGCCAUGGGGACUGCUAAAUGGUUGAAACAGUUAUGUUCUUUUUAUAAUGUGUUGAAGGGGAGUUUUAAAGUGGUCAGGUUUUGUGUGUACAAGUGGUGAGAAUGUAUUUUGUGAAGCGAAUCAUGAAUAGAAGUUUUUUUCAUUACAGUUUUAUUCCCCCUGUAAUUGAAGUCAGUCUUUAAAUUUGCACUGAUUGGGAUUCUGGUUCGGGCUGUGGUUGAAGCACAAAGGGAGGAGGACAAUACAAUUAAAGUGUACAAUUAGGUUUACACUUCUAUUUUUAUGGAGUUCAUAUGAAAGUGAACAAUCAUUGAUUAUUUGCUGUUGUUCACACCUCAACACUAGAGCUGGGCAAUAUGUUUGAAGUCAAGAAGUUUUUUUUUUUUUUUAAAUCAAUAUGGCAAAUUAAUGCAAAAUCGCAGUGAACUAUGAUUCCCUGUUAUUCAUAACAUCAGAUUAAAUUAAAUUUGUUUUUUUAUUAGUUUACCCUGAAUUAUGAGUUUGGGCAGCAGAACUUUGUAAAAUAUAAAGUUUUCGCCGAGCCCCAUGCUAAAUACAUGCUAGAUAAAAUGCUAAAAUACUCGUCGACGUCUGGAGAAUUAAGGUUAUAUCUACAUACACAGUAUGGAUUUUUUUAUACAGUGGUAGAUCCACUAAUCAUAUCUUUUUAAGAAUCACCUCAAACUAUAGGGGAUGGUUAGUGCCCAACCUAAACUUCACAGCAUUUAAAGGGAAUUUAGAAAUGAGUGGUAUCACUGUUAAUGAUGUUGAUACACAUCAAAUGGUAUUUGAAAUGAAAAUUAAGUACAAAAAUCAGCUGGCUUGAUUGAAUCCCCAGUUUCUUGUGGAUUAUAAAUGUCACCGUGACUCUCAGGGAAAGAUGUUUGAAACAUAAAGUACGAAUCAGAGGAGAAGGGGAGAGUUUGUGGUACUGUACGGGACGAGCAGCCAUGACAUUAGAGUUUAGCUGAAAUAUGUUUUUAUUUUCUGUUUCCUGGUAACAAAUACGUGGAUCUUUCAUGAUCAUCCUUUUCUGGCUGUCGUUUUUUGUUAAAUAAAAAUCCCCAAUUAAGAAGUA
This is a messenger RNA of Sebastes umbrosus (honeycomb rockfish), 5840 nucleotides long. RefSeq names its product UDP-glucose glycoprotein glucosyltransferase 1 (gene uggt1). The coding region runs from base 108 to 4700 and encodes 1530 amino acids. NCBI's taxonomy places the organism in Eukaryota, Metazoa, Chordata, Actinopteri, Perciformes, Sebastidae. The record is from RefSeq and is a predicted model, not a curated record. Gene Ontology annotation, cellular component: endoplasmic reticulum. Gene Ontology annotation, molecular function: UDP-glucose:glycoprotein glucosyltransferase activity. The transcript has 41 exons.